CUUUGUUGGUGACAGCGAAGAGGUGGAAAAUAUCACGUGAUCUUUGUGUUCAGUCUUUGCCCACGCCAGGCAUCGUGAACACAUUAAACUUUCAUCUCAACAAAUUUGCGCUGGCCACCCUCAUCAUUCGCCUCAGCCCACUAUGGCGAGAAACGGAAUCGUUCUCGACACUUCUGGCGAGUCAUCAAGUGAAUCCGGCGAUGAUCGUUCCGACUCUUCACGAUCUUCGGGUGCCGCUCUCAUCGACGACGAAGCUCACGAGUCCAGCGACAUAUCAAGCUCUGACGAUGAGGACAGUGACCUCUCGACAAACGGGGACGGCCGCGUCUUCCACCAGUUUGCACGUCUACCGCCCGAACUGCGCCAGCGCAUAUGGCUGUUUGUUUGUCCAGAUCUCGAAAACCCAAAGCCUCGCGUCUUGACCCUUCGCCCUGUGAACUUCUCGCCCAGGAAUCGGCCGCAACUCUUUGAUGACCUAUGGCUCAAACCACAGACCGCAGCGCUGCGACUGGUGUCUUCGAUACAUCACGAGUCAAGGAACCUAGUGACAUCGAAAUUUCCAAACGUCUUUGGUAUCUCGGCUGGCGACUCCGGUGACGGAUUGAUUCGUUUCGACGCGGAACGUGACAUUAUUCUGGUCAGUGGCCUUGGGUGGACCGAUGCUGGCGAGAUAGGCGGGGACUGGGCCAACCUCCUCGCCCAAGUAAAGCAUCUCGCCAUCCCAAUUAUAUGGUGCGGAUUUAUACGUGACAAUCUUGACAGGAUUGGCGAUAUGGCCGGUCAUCGUAUCGAAAGACUUUAUCUAGCGAUAGAUGAGGAUCUUAUGACGGACCGCGAGAAACGAUGGGCUGUGACGGAACACGCUCAUCGUUACGAUGCGGAGUACGAGGAGGAUUUGGGGGGUGUUGUUGAGACUCAAUCCACCCGGUGGACAUGGCCCGACGUCGACACGUUCCCCGACUUUGCCAAAUAUCACGCACAGGGCGCUAUAGAGCGCCACCUGCCCACAAAUGUUGCGCUUGAAGAUCUGGCCGGAGACGGGGAGACUGAGUUCUUCCCCAUGAUACAAUGGGAGAUGGGAGGAUGCAGCUACGACAGCCAGGACUAUGACUUUGCAGGGCCAAAUUUUGUUCGUUUGUGGCAGCAGUACCAAUGCGGAGUGCCGUUGGAUCAAGACAGCGGGGAUUCAGGAGAUGAUCUGGACGACGACUUCCUCAACCCUCCCAAUUUCGAAGACGCAUACGAAAGCGAGGGACUGGAUGAUGCAUCUGUUGGGGAACCGGAGUCUGACUCUGGAGAUGAAAUCCUACCUGGGCCCGUCAAUGUCGACGACUCAUCGGAAACAGAAGCUGGCGAGCCUCAUCCUGGGCGAUUCUCCAGCCCUGAUAUCAGCAGUGAGGAAGAGGAAGAGGAAGAACAAGAGCCCGGUCCACCACGGCCAUCAAAACGGAAAAUUUUCGGCGAUUCCAGCGAUGAGGAAGACGAGGCCCCUCCUGCAAAACGCGUUCGGACUCGGCCGGUAGUCGAAAUCUCUGACGAUGAAGACGAGGAGGAGGACAAGGAAGAGCCAGUGCGUGGGCCAGCCCGCGGCAGAGCGCAGGUCAUUUCGUCAGAUGAGGUGGAGGGUGGCGGUGCCACAGCCGCUUCCACCAGCUCCGACGAGGACGAUGAAGAGGAAGAUGAGGAGCCACCAGCACGCAGUCUUACGCUAGCUCAGCGGCUGGCAAAUUUCCGGGAGGAAAUUCCCACACCGACUGCCCGUGCGCGUGGCCGUCACCAUGCCACGAGCGGCGGCGAAGAUGAGGAAAGCUCGGACGAUGAUGACAGCGAAGAGGAAGAGGACAGCGAAGACGAUUCAGGCGAUGAGAAUCCACUCGUCGAUGACAUCGCUAGCGAGACGGACGACGACGAUGGCGACGGUGAAGAUGAUGAGGAGGAAGGCUGGUGAGCGCGCUUGGAACAUGCUCCGCUA
Messenger RNA from Emericellopsis atlantica, 1972 nucleotides. RefSeq lists its product as uncharacterized. The transcript has a single exon. The coding region runs from base 143 to 1948 and encodes 601 amino acids. The record is from RefSeq and is a predicted model, not a curated record. Lineage: Eukaryota; Fungi; Ascomycota; Sordariomycetes; Hypocreales; Bionectriaceae.